ACGGGCAGUUGACGUUACGCUGUGCGGCAGAGUGGGUGUGCGCUGUUCUUCCGGGAGAUCGACAAUGUUUGUGCUUUACGAUAGCUCAGUGUCGUUUCUUUAGUGUGUGCGAUGAGUGUAUUUGACGAUUUUCAUAAGGCUUGGCGUUCUCGAUUCCCUGGUAGAGAACUACCAAGCGCCUGGGAAGAAGACGUGCGAGCAAAUUUAGCAAAGCACCGGGCAAGAGCUGCGAUCUUGAGCGAGGAACUAGAGAAGGAACAAUUCUACGUAGAGUAUCUGGAGCGCUUGGUGGAAGAUGUGCAGUUGCAUAACAGGGGGGAAAGAGGAGAAGGUGAAGGUGCAGAUACCCCUUACACCGCUGACCAAGAACACGUGGACGAAACUAUUAAAAGUGUUUUGGGCCAACGAAGCUCACCAGACCAUGAGCGGGAAGAAGAGGAGCAAUGUAGCAGCGUGAAACAGCUCACGCGGCGUUUCAACAAGAACAGCAACGUGCGUAGCAGGCCUGCAGCCUUCCUUAGAAGUACCUCUGUGCCUGCAGCCUCUGCAGCUCCCACGUUAGUGUCACAACACCGUCUUUCUAGCUGCGAGCCUUCCUCGUUCGUAACAGUCAUCCCCAUUUCGGGUGACGGAGACGAGAACUCCAAAGAAGGUAGAUCGCCUCCUCGGGUCCCUCCGAAAAAUUUCACGCCUCGUCCUCCCUCAGUUGGGGACGCGUCUGAGCCACGCCCUCCCGCACCUUUACCCCACCUUUCACUAACCGCAUCUCAGGUGUCACCGCUGAAUACUCGACCGUUUGUCAAGUCCUCUGUGGAGCGGCCAAAUGCUCUAUACAAAUCUGCCUCUACAUCGUCGUCAGUAGACAGCGGUCGGCGCCCUGCAACGCCUCCCGCUCUGCACUGUGCUGACCUCAGCGGCGACGAGGAGCAUCUCUAUGACACGGUUGCUCCUGACGAAGAUGACGAGCCUUACGACACCCUCAAGUCUGGCGGGUCUGGCACGUCCCUUGCCUCCAAGAGUGGCGGGUCGGGGGAGGGGUUGUCUUCCCCCUGCGGCUCCCCGGGGCCUCACACGCUCGAUAGCCCCAAGCACUGCAACUACGUCAAUCUCGACUUCUUCCUCAAAAGGCAACGUAAGGGCAUCGAGGUGCCUGAAGCAGACGACAGCGAGGACGAGGACGUGUCUUCGUCGCGUAGUCUGAUGCGCGCGCCGUCGUCCGAACCUGAGGAGGAGGCCAGGGAUGCUGCGCUCGACAUCGACUCAGGCGUGUACGGCAGCAGUGUGGAAUCGACGAGCCACAUGCCUUCAGCUCCCGAUAGUCCGCCGUGUGUAAGCUCAAGUGUCGUUCGAACAACAACCACUAACCACACCAACGUCAACCACCACCUCAACAACAACAUUCUGCGCAACUCUAGCAACGUCAGCUCAGUUAGCGCGGACAGCAACCUUACUGAUUUCACUGGUACGAAUCGCAGCAAAACAAGCAGGGACAGCAGCGUUAACAUUAACAAGAGUAACAGCAACAAGAGCAGCAGCAGUAGCAGCAGCGACAGCAGCAUUAGCAGUCACGACAAGAGUGGAGGACGACGAUGGGCGUCACUCAGUGACGUGGCCGAAGACCCUGUGCUGGCGGAGGCUCAGCACCUGACCAUGUGCCGCUGUAUCAUUGCCUCCAUACUCGAGUCUGAGACUGUCUACCUGGAGUGCCUGCAGGUCGUGCUGCAGUACAUGAAGGCUCUGAAGGCGACGCUGACAUCGUCGCAGGUCGUAAUCUCCCCAGACGAUUAUUCCACCGUCUUCUACCGCAUCCCUGAGCUCUACAACACACACAAGGAUUUCCUAGAUGGCCUAAAGGAACUCGCAAGCCAGCACGAUGCGCCCAACAGCAGCAUCGGCAGCCUUUUUCUAUCUCUGGCUCAGAAGCUGGAGGUUUACGGGCAGUUUCUGGCGAACUACUCGCGUGCAGUGGAGACGGUGCGUCGUUGCAGCUGCGAGAACAGCUGCUUUGCGACCAUCAGCCGCUCCAUCAAACUCAAGUCGCUGCAUGGUCAGGAGCACACGCUCGAGGAGCUCCUGCACAGGCCCGUCGCCAGGGUUCAGAAAAAUACACUCGUGCUCCACGACUUACUGAAGCACACGCCUGAGCAAGACAGCGAGUCGCUGCAGGAAGCCCUGCGGCUCUUCCAAAGCUUCCUCUCAGAUUGUUCUGUGAUACAGAGUGACGCUAUGCUGCCGUUGUGUGAUCGACCUCAACGGCACCUCGUGCGCAACUCCUUCAUCGUGGAGCUCGUGGACGGCAGUCGCAAGCUGCGCCAUCUCUUCUUAUUCAACGACGUCCUCUUGUGCGCCAAGUAUAAGGCUACAAAUCGAGCGGAUAAAUUCACAUUUGACUUGAAGUGGUUCAUCAGUCUGCACGACAUCUUGAUCGAGGCGUGCAGCAGCCUGGAGCAGUUCAAGGAAGCCAACCCACCCAACCUCGUCAACCUGAAGAGUCAGGCGGCCACCGUGCGGGACCAGCUGCGACGCCUCGAGGGCUCCUCUGACAAGCCGAGCGGUACGGGGGGCGUGCAGUCGGGGGGCGGCGGUCUGCUGCACAACUCGCGCGUUGACAAGCUGCGCAAGCGCCUCUCUGAGCUCGAGGCUCAGCUCAUCCUGGCCUCACCGUCUCUGCCGUGGCGCGUGGGGAGGCGAUGCUUGUCCAACCUCCACCACACGUUCCUGCUCUCGUCGCAGUACGAGCGACAUGAGUGGACUGAAGCUGUUAAUGUCCUGCAGAACAACACCCCGGGCGUGGGCGGGAACUCGCUGACGGCGCAGGAGCUGCAGGGCUGGAUCACCGCCUACCGCAGCUUCCUCAAGACCAACAUGGGCAACUUCCUGCUGCGCUCAGGACGCGACGAGCCGCUCUUACUGGGCGACCUCCACCUCCUCGUCACCGGCAUGCAGGGACUCGCCCAGCCUGCCAGCUUAUUUCUGAGUUUCGAAGUGGACUCGUACGGGCAUUUCUUCCGCAAAGCGAAGACGCGGACGGUGGAGGGACCGCAGCCUGUCUGGAACCAGGACUUCAUCAUCGAGCUCGAGGGCUCGCAGACGCUCAGGGUUUUGUGCUACGAGCAAACCGAGGCCGACGGCAACAAACUCAGAGGCAAAGCUGAACUUGAUCUGUCGACGUCGUGGCUGACGGAGAGCUUGCAGGAGCGGGUGUUGUCUAUAUCAGAGCUACAGCUGUCGCUGCAGCUCAAGUACCUACCGCCUGAAGCCACCCUCAGGAGAGUGCCCACGUCCAAACCUCAUGGCCUAUUUGGCGCGCCCAUCGCUUCCGUCACCAAACGCGAAAAGCGAUGCGUGCCUUUCGUGGUAACUCGCUGCGUGCGGGAGGUGGAGCGACGUGGUAUCGGAGAGCUGGGGAUCUACCGCGUGUCUGGCAUGUCCUCCGACAUUACCAGGCUCAAGAAGUCAUUUGAAACCAACCCGUACGAAGCCGAACAGCUCAUCAAAGAGGUAGACAUCCACUCGGUGACGGGGCUGCUGAAGCUGUUCCUCCGUGAGCUGCCUGAAGCGCUCUUCACGAGCUCUCUGUACCCGAGCUUCUUCAACGCCUACGUCUCCAGUGACCCCGAGCUCAAGAAAAACACGUUACUGGCACUUUUCUCUCAACUCCCGCGCGUCAACCAGUCCAUCAUUGUCUACCUUCUUGAGCACUUAGUCAAAGUGCACAAGUUGGAGGGCGUGAACAAGAUGACGCUGCACAACCUGGCGACGGUGUUCGGGCCGACGUUAGUGAGACCUGCGCCGCCUCAAGGCACUCCUGACCCUGCAGAGCUGCUCGCUGCUGGCACCAUGGACGUCAUGGCGCAGGCCGGCAUCCUGCACUUCUUCCUCCACAGACGUGCGCGCGGCGAGCCCAUACAGGCCGGCGGCGGCAGCGAUGAAGUCGAGUAGCUCCUGGAGGUGGAGCUCUAAUUCUAGGCUCACUUGUGGUGCCAGCGAUUUUAUAAUGAAGUAUUCUCAGCCUUUAUUGUGUUCGGAGAAAUUAUAGCUACUUGAGUGUGAAAAUAUGGAAGAUUCACUUUGCAUUAGGAGCUUUCUACGUACCAACGAAAGUAGAUGUGACAAGUUUGCCUGAAUUUCCUGCUUGAUAACGGUAUUUUGGUUUCUAACUUCUUAUCAAACGUGAAAACAUUCCGGAUUUCUUUGAUUAUAAAAGCCAAAAAAUAUACUUCCACAAUUACAGUUGAUUAAAUGAGAGUUAACUCACAAACGGAGAAUUGUCUUCAUACUAGUUCUUUUGAAUUUUUUUUUUUUUUUUUGCAGUUUUCGUUUUGUUCUCUCACAGGUUUUGUCACCGCCUUAACGCGUUGCCUGCGACGGUGAUUGCGGUUCAAGAUUGAACAAAGUGCAUUUCUAUUUGUGCCAUUUUUUUAAUAAUGACCUCAUUUUUUGUACAUGGGUCAUAGGAAAAACGUGUCUUGUGAGUGUCGAUGUGAUAAACUUAUUACGAGAAUGAUUCCUGCUACCAAGAUUGUAUUGAUCAGAUAAUAGUUGUAUUACUGCACUAGUUUGGCGUAGCCAACUUAAUUUUAGAUUAAGGAGCGGUGUAAGAUCUUGGGAUAAGUACAAACAAGUUAAUUGUCCCUGCGCAUGUAUCGGAAGACAUUUUUUUUUACGUGGAUGAUCGUCCUAUUAUUGGCAACGACUGUUACAUUGUGUUCUGUUUAGCUCGAUUGUCUCGAUGCAGCCCCUUAAAUGUCUGUAAUUCUUUUGAAGAUGUGUAAUUUAAAUUACAAGUAAGCGAUAUUGCAGCAAACGGGGUUCGUUUUUAAAUGAUUUUGAAAGAAUUAUAUACUUCACAAAAAUUUACAUAUAAAAAUAUAAUUCUACUCGCCCCGCACCUUCAGAAAUGCUUCUUCUUCUUAGGUCCCUGGACAUAUCCAGGCGAGACUUCAAUAUUUAUAUUACUGAUAAUAGAGAACCAUGAUGAAAGAAAACUGCUGUUGCCAUUAAAUCAUUAAUUUCUCGAACACUUAAGAAAAAAACUUGUUGGUUUGUGGCAUGUAAAUAGACUGUAAGGAAAUGUUCAACUUAUAAAUUCUAGUGAGUGACCGUAGCCAUCCUCAUCCAGUAGGUUUUUCGUGAGAGAGACGCCUGACAGUACGGACUGCCUGCCCCCCCAGAGCAUGGAACAAUAUUUCGGCUAGCGGCUUAAGGUGAUUUUCUCAUUUACGCACAAUCAACCUCGAUAUUCUUCCCAGAUUUCUCUAGAUGUGCUUAACAUUAAAACAUUGAAAGCACCUAAAUUUUGUUCAUAGAUUUCUCUUCUUUGUGUUGUGAAAACUUGAGAACGAUUGAUUUAUCUGCCAUAAUUGAUUCAAUCUUUGACUUCAUAGUAUAACUGGUCACCCAUCCCCAACGUUGCACUCAUCGUCAAGUAGCUCGAGCUGGAACACAUUUACCCAAGGCCGUCAUAACGAGAGAGUACCUACAGGUUUGAUGCAUGGCUUUGAUAUUUAUCUACAAAGUUGAGUCACUCGUCAAAACAAUUCCGUUAAUCUCUCGAUAUUAUUCUGUUAAUGUGUACGACACAAGCGGUCGUUCUUGCCUGUGCUCGGCCAGUACUUGCGAGAUUGUGGCCAAUGUAAAUCCGGUAAUCAGGUCUCACCCAUGACUUCAUCUGCAAUUAAGAUGGUGGAUCCCUCAUGUUUGUUCUCAUAAUCCAGUUUGCGUAAUAUUUCGUUCGCGUUGUGGUUUAUGUCCUUUAUAUUUGUGUUGAGGUUUGUGUCCUGUGUAAUUUGUGCGUCGUGGGGUUGUUGGCUGGGACUGCCGUCAUUAGGUGUUGCAUCUUUUGUGCGACUUGAUGGAUCUCUGAUGCCGGAAAUGUGAGGAAUGUGCCGCGAAAUUUUCGACGGAGACAUGUGCACUAGCUGGCUCUACCUCGCCAGCUGGACGAAGUUACUGUCGCGCGUUACGCCGAGAGAUGCCUUGAGAUCGUCCACGCCACGCUCAGUAAAGUCUUGCGUUGCCGUACAACUCGGUACAAGUCAAGCACGUCGCACAUCGCUGUUUGAAUGAACGGUGCCUGCGCCACGAGUUUGAGGCCGUAAUCCGCCUCAUGGUGUAGGCCUCUGAUUCUCUACAUAGUCGCUCCAUCUGUGAUAUUACUUAGCUCUUAGUACCUUAGACUUAGUCUUAAAUAUUCAGUAGAUGCACCUUAGCCAUCAUCUGCACCAUGCAUUUAUAUCAAAUAUAUCGUAUGAAUAUAUCAUGACUGUCAAACACUUCGUGUCCUUCCUUCGUGGAUAAAUUAUACUUUUCUCUCUGAAUUUUCCACCCGGUUUAUUGCAAAUGAUUCUUGUGCCAAAUGAUGCCUGUAAAAAAUAUUUGUUUGCCUUCUGGUGGCCAGCUUUGUUCUGUUUUCGUGUGCGGCUUAUACUUAUGGUUGUUCCUUACCAGCGUCUCGUACCUCAAACUCCUAUUUUUGUCUUUAAAAGAAACCGUUGUUAUCUUAGGAGAUAUUGUUGGUAAUGAUUCCAUCACGCUUUCAUUUGAUUCUUCAAUUUUGCUGGAUGUGCUUCAGUAUUUUUAUUUUUUCUUAACCUGACCUGUUGCUAAUUAUCGGCUUUAUUUACCAAUUUUUCGUCAGUGUAAUGCGCAUGCGCAGUGUCUAAGCACCUAAUUUUGUAAUUUUCUAAAAUUAGACUCGUAAAUUUUCAACUAUGCCACGUAAAUUGACAAUGGCUAUGAAUUCUAAUAAACUAGCCACGAUUUUCCGUGUGGCAUUUCUAUUUCGUUAUAUGGAGAUGGUCAUUUGCUCUAGUAGUGAAGGAUUUUUUAUAGUUUUUGAUUGGUCGAUUUCAGGUUAUUCUUCUACUUUGUGCAGCAUGUCUGCCAGUAGUCUGGGACGAUCAUUUGCUCCUCUCCACGAGUCUGCUAGGAGCGUUCAUAAAUAUGCGCGGCAUGAAUGUCUGUUAUUGAAAUAAGUAAAUGCGUCUGUA
Molecule: messenger RNA, 6992 nt
Organism: Hyalella azteca
Lineage: Eukaryota; Metazoa; Arthropoda; Malacostraca; Amphipoda; Hyalellidae
Gene: RhoGAP1A
Product: active breakpoint cluster region-related protein
Exons: 15
Coding region: 112-3942 (1276 amino acids)
Biological process (GO): intracellular signal transduction; positive regulation of GTPase activity
Cellular component (GO): membrane
Molecular function (GO): guanyl-nucleotide exchange factor activity; GTPase activator activity
Source: RefSeq, a predicted model, not a curated record